AUGGACAGGAAGUUGUAUGCCAUCCUUACUAUGGAGCUCCAACGUGAUCCUCAUGAAUCCAUGAGGACCAUGGCCUUAUGGAUAUGGCUAGAGCGAUUUGGCUAUAAAAAUCUCAUUGAGAGGAUUUCAUCUAUGCCUCACUUUUUGAUCAAUGAGCUUGUUAAAGAGGCAGUAAUAUGUGAAAACUACCUUAACACCAAUCUCUCUCUGCAAUUUUCAAGACCAAAUGACCUCCUUUUAACUCAAAGCUUAACAAGCAAUGAGAUCUCACUUCGUUAUUUCCAUGAGAACAAACUCACUAUUUUUAAGGCCAUUGCAAAGAUUACAUCCGACGUUUGUGUAAGGGCAUUUAAAGACAUUAUGAAGGAAGCUAUAAAGAGGAAUUAUGGCCAAUACCUAGCUGCAAUUGGGACGCCAAUGCCAUCCUUUGUUCAACCUAACCUUGCUCAACAAAUGAUUUAUGGUGCUGUUAACACAUACUUGCCUCAAACUAGCUUGGUGCAUCCAGAAGAUAGGAGCUUGUUUGCAACAUUCUCUAGGGGUGAACCUGUGGGUGAAAUGGAGAUCCGAGAAUUCUUCAAUAAUUUCUUCGGGGAUUGUGUGGAAUCAAUCUAUAUACAAGAAGUUCAGGUUGGGGAACAACCAAUAUUCGCUCGAAUUAUUUUCAACUCACUUUCAUGGAUUGAGUUGAUUCUGGAUGGGCUGGAGAAGGCGAAAUUCAUCAUCAACGGGAAGCAUGUGUGGAUGCGAAAGUUUGUGUCAAGGCGCCACCAAACUACUCGUCGCCACAACACAUAA
Messenger RNA from Diospyros lotus (date-plum), 798 nucleotides. RefSeq lists its product as uncharacterized. Lineage: Eukaryota; Viridiplantae; Streptophyta; Magnoliopsida; Ericales; Ebenaceae. The record is from RefSeq and is a predicted model, not a curated record. The transcript has a single exon. The coding region runs from base 1 to 798 and encodes 265 amino acids.